Meloidogyne enterolobii is the source of this 1186-nucleotide messenger RNA. NCBI's taxonomy places the organism in Eukaryota, Metazoa, Nematoda, Chromadorea, Rhabditida, Meloidogynidae. The record is from the annotation of a GenBank genome assembly.
GCUCUUCCAAAAUUCUCAAAAAAUGCCACAUUUUUACCUAAAAUUUUUAUUUCCCUUAAUUUUACUAAAUCUAUCCCCCUUACUUAUAAAAAGCGAUCUAUGUAAAUUUCCAACGGCAAAGGGGAACCAAACUGUUGAUGAGACUAUACCCCUAACUAAAGACAAAGAUUUUGGAUUUAUCCGUCUGAUAGCUUCCCCAAAGUUGGGAAGCUGUACAAUUGACUUUAGUAAGAAAAUGUCGCCAAUAUUAUGGUUAUCUAAUGGGGUGACUGUUAGUAAUUUAAUUAUUGGAACUGAAUCAUCUUCGGGCAUUUGGUGUAGUGGAAGUUGUACUUUGAAGAAUGUCUAUUUUGAACGUGUUUGUACUCACGCCGCAGCUUUCAAUGCAACAACAGACUUUACAAAAACUGAUAGACGUUCAUUUACUUACACAGUUGAGGGGGGUGCUGGACUCCACGCUUUGGAUAAAAUGUUUGUACAGUCUGGCCCCGGAAAGACAAUAAUUAAUAAUUUUUGUGGGGAUGGAUUUCAAAAAGUUUGGCGGUCGUGUGGGACUUGUAAUGAUGAAGUGAGUCAAAAUUCUAAACAAAGAACUGUUUUUAUAACAAAUUCAAAUUUUACUGGAAAAGGACACGUAAUUGCAUCCGGAAAUGCUCCAUAUAACGACAAAGUUUCUUUCAAUAAUGUCAAAAUAUUUGGUUAUAAAAAUCGUUCAACAAGAGUUGUUUAUGCCUGUGGAGAAGUUAGACCAGAAAUAAGUGAAGAUCAUUUAGAUACAGGAGCUUCAAAUUGGUAUUUACCUGGGCAUGCAGGCACAGGACCUGUUUGUAAUUAUCCAGCUUCGGCAGUUAAAAUUGUUAAUUAACUAAACUUGAUAUUUAGGAUAUAAUUAAUGUUAUUUUUGUGAAUAAAGUUAUAAGUAUAGUUGUUAUUAAAUAAAUUAAAAAGCAACUGUUUGUGACUUUUAGACGAUGGAGACACAUUAACUGUGAACCUGAGGUGGGUCGGAACAGUCAGAGGUGUCGGAAGAGCUGAAAUAGGAACUGGCUUAAAAGUAGGAACUCGGAAAAAUCGGAAGUCGGAAUUGUGAAAAAAACCUCUGCUCUGAACAUGCGUGAGUAUUAAUUUUAUACCAUAUCGUUCCAUAUAGCCAAUUUUUGGCUUUUUUGCUCUAAUAUUGAAAGUA